GUUGCUGUCCUUCCCAGUCGGUUCCUCGCUUUCUCCCUCGUUGCACUCAAGGUUCUUGGUCUGAAAAAUAAAAAUUCUCGCGCCGAAGGGGUCAACCAGCCCAGUUCAGCUCGUCGCCACCUGCUCCCUCCUCCUUUGAUGGCGAAGCCAUGUUACUGAGGCAAUACGGCUCCCUCUAGCAAACCUAGGGCCGUGUAGUGCCCGUCCACAUUUCUGAUGGUGUCUGCCUCCGCGCACAAAAAUGAAAUGGGCAUCACUGCCAACGCCGACGGCCAGAAAGGCCCGCGCAUCUACAUUUUCCCGCCUGACCCCAUCAGUGCCGACCCAACUCCACCACCACGCGCACGCCUCGCGCCCCUUCUCGUUUCCUGCCGCUCCGCUGCCGCGCCGCUGCUGUUUCACCCCUACUCCACACUGGCAUCAAUUGGACGAAAGAGGAGCAAGAGAGAGGGCCACGGUGUGUACGGGUGUUUGCGAGGGGGCGCUCCAGUCCCGCACGGCGAACAACAGGCCGUGAUGAAAAAAAUCCGCCGCAGGAUCAAGGGGAUAAUCAAACCAUCCCCCUCCUCCCCUCAGCAGCAGCAGCAGAAGGAGAACGAAGGCAUGUCUCUCUCGGAAAACCCAGAGGUCAGUCCUAUGCCGCCGCUGCCGCCCGCAGCGCAGGGAGUGACAGCGGGUAGCGGCGACGUGGAGGGCGGCGGUAGCGCCGGGUGUGGCGGCGGGGGUGCAGACGGCGAUGCUGAAAACGUUGGGGGUGACAGGGACCCCAUGAAGACGGACUCGGCCGUGGCGAGCCAGGAGGAGAAGGAGGGAACGGAGAGCAUGGACGUGUCGCCUCCGUUGCCCUCGAGCGCCAACAAGAAGAGAGUUCCCAUCGUCAACAACCCGGAUGAGUUCGCCAGCUUCGGGCAGGGCGGGGACGCAGAGAUUCCGUCCCCGGCCGUCCCCAAGUCCGACGAGGCGCGGGCGGCGCUGUCGAACGCCCUGAGGGAGCACUUCCUCUUCGCGCAGCUCGCGCCCACCGACCUCUCCGCGUGCGUGGACGUGAUGGGGCUGCUGGAGGUGUCGGCGGGGCAGGACAUCGUGGUGCAGGGGGAACGGGGAUCGCGGUUCUUCGUCAUGGAGUCUGGGUCUGCCGAGGCGUACGUCAACGGGGAGCGGGUGUGCGGGUACGGUCCCGGCGGCUCGUUCGGCGAGCUCGCCCUCAUGUACAACUGCGAGAGAGCGGCGACAGUUAGGGCCACGUCGGACAGCCGGCUGUGGACGAUGGACCUGUCCACCUUCCGCCGCACCCUGGCCACCACGGCGUCGAGCCAGAUCUUGUCGCGGUGCGAGUUCUUGCGGAAGGUGCCAUUCCUGGCGGAGCUUACCAACGAGCAGGUGAACAAGCUGGCGGACGCGCUGGAGGUGAAGGAGUUCCUCCAGGACGAGUACAUCAUCCGUCAAGGGCAACAAGGGGAAGACUUCUUCUUGAUCGAGGAAGGGGUGGUGUCCUGCACUCAGGCCAAGAGUGCCACGGACCCGACGGAGAUGUCGCUCCUCACGCUGGGGCCCGGGGAGUACUUCGGGGAGAUGGCGCUCAUGCUGGAUGAGCCGAGGGCGGCCAACUGCAUUGCCGUGCAGGGAAAUGUGAAGUGCCUUUCGCUGGACAGGACUAGGUUCUCGAACCUCCUGGGGCCGAUCUACAGCAUCCUGCAGCAGAACAUGCGACUGCGUAUCCUCAAGGGGGUGCCGCUGCUUUCCAAGCUCACUGACGACGAGCUUUGCCGAGUGGCGGGAGCAUUGUGCGUGCAAUCGUUCGACGAGGGAGACUACAUCAUCCGCCAGGGGGAGGAGGGGACGAGAUUCUUCAUCAUCAACGACGGGGAGGUGAGGUGCACCUGCAACGUGCCGGGCACAGGCGAGGAGCGCGAGAUCAUGCGCCUGGGCAAGUCGGAGUUCUUCGGCGAGCGCGCCCUCCUCAAGAACGAGCCCAGAGCCGCCAACGUCAUCGGGGUAGGCUAUGUGGACUGCCUGGUGCUGGAGCGAGCGGACUUCAUCAACCUCCUCGGGCCUCUCCAACCGAUACUGGAGCGGGAGGCGGAGAAGCGCGGUCAGGUGGGAGAGCUUAUCGUAGGCCCCGCGAAGGCGAAGGGUCCGUCGGUGAGCCUCUCUGACCUGGUGAAGGUGAAGACCCUUGGCACGGGCACGUUCGGAAGGGUCAAGCUCGUUCAGCACAGGAAGACCAAGCAGGUGUUCGCCAUGAAGUGCAUGCAGAAGGCGCACAUCGCCAAGUCUCACCAGUCCCGCAACAUCAUGAACGAGAAGAACAUCCUGAUGGCCUGCGACCACGCCUUCAUCCUGGACCUCCUGUGCACGUACAACACCGCCAACGAGCUCCUCAUGCUCACGGAGCUGCUGCUUGGUGGCGAGCUUUGGUCGUAUAUCUACGAGAGGCACACCCCCAUCACCAAGACCGGCCUGGGGGGUUUCUCUUUGAGCGUGGCGUCCUUCUUCUGCGGGUGCGUGGUCCUGCCCCUGCAGUAUCUUCACCAGAUGUCGGUGGCUUACCGCGACCUCAAGCCGGAGAACCUCUUGCUCGGCCAAGACGGUUACCUUAAGGUGAUCGACUUCGGGUUCGCCAAGCGCAUCCCCUUCAAGAAGGACAACACGGUGCAGACCAAGUCCUUCACGCUGUGCGGGACGCCCGACUACCUCGCCCCCGAGCUGGUGCUGUCCCGCGGCCACGACAAGGCCGUCGACUACUGGGCCCUCGGCUGCUUCCUGUACGAGCUCCUGUGCGGCAGGACCCCCUUCACGGACCCAAGGCAGGCGGAGAUCUUCAAGAAGGCCAUCCGCAGCGAGCGGUUCUUGGCGUUCCCUGCUGGCUUUCCCGCAACGGCCCAGGACCUCAUCAGACGUCUACUCACCCCAAACGCCACCUACCGCCUGGGAAACCUCAGCGGGGGCAUCCAGGACAUUAUGUCGCACCCCAUGUUCAACGAGGUCGGCUUCGACUGGCGAGAGCUCUACGCCAAGCGCAUGGCCCCGCCGCACAAGCCAAAGGUCCGAACUGCUUUGGACACAUCCAACUUCGAGGCGGUGAGCGAGGAGGACAAGGUCUUGGCCUACACCGGGCCCCAAAAGCUCUUCGAAGGUUUCUAAUGUAGCUCUCGUCUAUGUUUGGUGUUCUUUUAUCCAACUAGCAGAACGUUUUUUUACUACUUUCUGAAGACUUUUCUGGCUGGCGGCAGCAACGAGAGAAGCCUCCCGCGGCACGACGUGGCUUCCGUCUAUCUCCCCUUGGUGGAUGGCCUCAAUCGGUGAUGCGGGCGAGACGAUAGGAUUAAAUCCCCCAUGCGUUCGCCCUUCCUGUCUUGGCCUUCUGUCGGCCAACGACGCUGAUUGCCUCUUGCUGUGGGAGAGGUAUUUUCUCCAUGCGGUUGUGUUCCCUCGGCACCGGCAGCAGCUACCGUCGUCGUUUUGGUGCUCGCACGCUAGUAACCCCUCAUCCCUACCCUUGCGGCUGAGGCUAGGGAGGGUGUUAAGUCAUGCUUGCGUUAGUUAAGUGUGAGUUGCUGUGCGCGUGUUUGUUUUUGUGUGGAUCUGAGCGUUGCUGCCUCAGUUCCUCCGCUUCUGUCGACAUGUCAAUCUAGCGUCCGUAGGUCUAACUAUGGCCACCCGAGCGAUUGGUUCGUGUAUAGUGGCCUCGCGGAUAGUUAUUCCGAUUAUUAUACACUACAGUACUUAGUUCGUGGGCAUGUCUAUUACCCGCACACGGCCGGCUGUUCUAGCUCGCUGUGGGCCUGAACUGAAGAAGAAAGCCUCGCCUCACUUCACGGAGCACGGUCGCUCUUUCGGUCUGUGUGGGGUCUAGAGCAGCAGUUAGGGAAGGGGGGGGAUCGCAAGAUCUAGCCGCCGCCGGCGACCGCGGGAGGCACAAGACGUUCGCCUGUCUGUAGUCUGUUCAUGGUAGUGCAAGGAGGGUAAGGUAGCGAUGGUUUGUUGCGAAGCGGCACGACAAAGUAUAAACGUAUCACCACAAAUGGGCGUCAGACUCUGGGUGGGGCUGGCUCCACCCUGCCGCCGCGAUGGUGGUCGAUUGUUUUGUUGUUGGCGUUGCCGUCAGAGUUGGAGCGGCCGUUGGUUUCCCAUGAAGCUGGGUAUUGGGUGUCGCAGGUUGGUCUUGAUCAAACUGGUUCACCAAGCCGGCUUUCCGGCUGUUGAAUCGAACAGCUUCUCGAUACACUCCGUCGCUUACCCGAUUCUCGCUCAGGGGUAGAAUAGUCGCGGAGUGGAUGCGGUUCAGGGCUAGCCCCUCCGCACGCUUAAUGUUGCCCCCGUUGCCCAAGGUGGAGUAGCCCAUUUAGCGCGAUUUUUUGUUGCCUGUUGGUGCUGGGACGUUGGUACGUUGAUUUCGUGGGGGUUGUGGUGGCCCGCCCCCUGUCCCCUCGCACGCGAUGUGAAGGGAAUGUUGUGCUUGUGCGUUUUUUUUUUAUCCAUGGUCGAGCUGCGGAGAGAGAAGGUGCGCUGGCGUGAGAUAAAGUCGAUUUAUUGCUGUAGGAUUGAUGCCCAGGUGAGAGAAAAUGAGACUAGGGUAGGCUAGGCUGGUUUAUAUCGUGUUGAANGGGGGGGGGGGGGGGGGGGGGGGGGGGGGGGGGGGGGGGGGGGGGUUGUUAAGGGAGGGCGUGGCGUUGUGGUUUGCGCCGUUCCCCGCGCUGCUUGCCUGUGGAGAGCGGCGGAAUCGCUGGUCAGGAUGUCCUUGAACAGGCUUUUUGCUCGCAAUCUGGCUCCGCGUUGUGGCAAGAUAGGGGGGACGGAGAGACGCGACGCACGAACCCAUGGAAGUUUGGUUAGUUGGAGUGGCGGGGAUAGGUGAUGCGCUCUACGCUGUUGCGCAGGAAUGAAGUUUUCACUUGUCAUGCCUCUUGCAGAGGACGCGCAAGCAAAGGCGGGGACGUGUUCUUCCCUUUGCCAUUGGUGAGCUGGUAACAUGUUUUGUAGAGAGCCGAGGGAGCCGGUACAAUAGUGGGGGCAAUAAUGGCGGGGCUCCGCCGAAACUUUUGGGAAGCAGAAGAAGUACAGUAGAGGUUCCUGUUGAGUGCCGGUUGAAUAGUGCCGGUU
Molecule: messenger RNA, 5103 nt
Organism: Ectocarpus sp. CCAP 1310/34
Lineage: Eukaryota; Phaeophyceae; Ectocarpales; Ectocarpaceae
Source: the annotation of a GenBank genome assembly